Messenger RNA from Beta vulgaris subsp. vulgaris (sugar beet), 1702 nucleotides. RefSeq lists its product as hypothetical. Gene Ontology annotation, molecular function: RNA polymerase II cis-regulatory region sequence-specific DNA binding; DNA-binding transcription factor activity, RNA polymerase II-specific. The transcript has a single exon. Gene Ontology annotation, biological process: DNA-templated transcription; regulation of transcription by RNA polymerase II. NCBI's taxonomy places the organism in Eukaryota, Viridiplantae, Streptophyta, Magnoliopsida, Caryophyllales, Amaranthaceae. The record is from RefSeq and is a predicted model, not a curated record. Bases 590 to 1399 code for a protein of 269 amino acids.
UGUUUGUCUCCUCCUCCAUCAAAAAGUCACCUUUCGUUCUAGUUGCUUCCAAUUUCUACUUUUAUCUCUCCUUUCUCAAUUCGCUAUUACAAACUAUUCUCUUUUAUGCAAUUGGUGUGCACUCAAAUCAUCAAAAAUAUCUCGAUUUAUGCUUCGAUUCUCUUUGGUAAUGAAGUAUCUGUAUCUCAAUCUGGGUACUUUCAAUUCUGUUAAAUAAAGUUGUCUCCUUUUAUCAAUUUUCGCCCUGAAAAACCCCAAAUUCUGUUGAUUUUGUUUAAAGGUCCUCAUAAUGGGGUCCUUCCUAUUUUUAGUGGGUUUUCUCAUCUUGUGAAGAAUUUAUUCUAUAUGCAAUUAAUCAAAUAUAUAUAGAUUAUGUUCUUAAUCUAGGGUUUUUGCUUUCCAUCUUUGCAUAUAUUCUUAAGUUGCAAUGUCAACUGUCACCCUGUUCUUCCACUAUUGAAAAUUUUGGUCAAUUUCACCAAAUCCCACAAAAAAAAAAUUGAUUUUUUUUUCAUUGACUUAGUUGAUUUAGUGCCUAUUUUACUAACCCACACCACCUGUUUGAUAAAAUUCCCCAACCAAAAAAAAAAUGGAUGAGGGAGAAGCAGAGCCUGCUGAUCCUGCUUUCUUACAAACUUCUAGCCCAGCUAAUAGUACUAAUGAUACUGUUUCAGGUGGAUUAACAUCUGUUGAUUACAUCCUUGAUCAGUUUUUGAAGCAUACAAAAACUUGUACACAUACUCAUACUUGUAAUCCACCUGGUCCUGAUGCUGCACAUACUCACACUUGUUAUCAUACUCAUACACAGUUAAUUUCUUCUGAAGAAGAUGUCAAAAAUAGAUGUGAUACCUCAUCUUUGAAACCUAGGAAGUCUUUAGGUAAUCGCGAGGCGGUUAGGAAGUACCGAGAGAAGAAGAAGGCGCAUACCGCCUACUUAGAAGAAGAGGUUAAGAAGCUUCGUUUAGUGAAUCAGGAUUUGGUAGGGAAGCUUCAAAAUCAAGCUAUUUUUGAGGCUGAGAUAUUGAGAUUGAGAGGUCUUUUGAUUCAUUUUCGAGGGAAGAUUGAUAGUGAAUUGAACACUUUUCGGAUUCAGAACAGUUGUAAUUCUAAUGCUGAUGGUAGUAGUUUUAAGGAAGGUGAUUAUGGGAUUCAGUCUACUAGUAGUAAAGGAAUUAGAUUGGAGUAUCAACCUCAAGUUCCAUGCUUCCUUACACAAGGAAACAUGUCUUUGAGUGUUGGUAAUGGUCGAGGAGGUGAGAAUGCUGAUUACUUGUGGCAAGAAAGUUGUCGUCCUGUGAGCGUAGAUUGUCAUGUUAAUGGAAAUAGUGUGGUUGGUGCUUCGGAUCCUCAGCUUCAAGAUAUAGAAACCUUGGUUUCUGCUAAAAAUCAGAGUUCAUAGCUCAAGGAAACUGUCCACUAAUGCUUGGUAAUAGAUAUAGAUACAUUCUGAUUUUAGCAGUGUAUGAAUAUCAUGCAAAUGUUUAGUCUUAUAUUGUAAAUUAGUUGCACAGAAACUAUAUGUUAAUACUGAUUGAUUGUUGCAGAACAUCUGAACAUGGUAUGACAUGAUUUGUACAUAUUGAAUUUCCAUACUUUCUAUACUUUACCUGUGGAUUGUGGAACUGUACUGAUGAUUUGUACUGCAAGAGUACAAGGGCGCUUACAGUUCUGGCGUAAGAAUAUAGUUAUGUCUUUGGGCUUC